Boleophthalmus pectinirostris (great blue-spotted mudskipper) is the source of this 5493-nucleotide messenger RNA. RefSeq names its product aryl hydrocarbon receptor nuclear translocator (gene arnt). Gene Ontology annotation, molecular function: protein dimerization activity; DNA-binding transcription factor activity, RNA polymerase II-specific; RNA polymerase II cis-regulatory region sequence-specific DNA binding. NCBI's taxonomy places the organism in Eukaryota, Metazoa, Chordata, Actinopteri, Gobiiformes, Gobiidae. Gene Ontology annotation, cellular component: transcription regulator complex; aryl hydrocarbon receptor complex; cytoplasm. The record is from RefSeq and is a predicted model, not a curated record. The transcript has 19 exons. Bases 303 to 2465 code for a protein of 720 amino acids. Gene Ontology annotation, biological process: regulation of transcription by RNA polymerase II.
GAAGGAAACACACAGCGCCGUGGACAGUCCGUGCGCUGCUGGCUUCGCACGCCAUCUUACACACUGAGGAUUUAAACCGGGCAAAAACAGGAAAAACAGACACCAACAACAUCACCGCUUCGUCUGUCAUCUAUCUUAAAAUAUCCGGACACUUUGGAGGCGACUUGAUCAUGACUUAAGACUCCGUAAACGUUAAAAACAGCGAUAAAAACGACGAGGAACUGCAUAGCCUCCAAGGAGCUCAAGGCUAGCUAGGGGGAGGGGUCGAUCUCUUUUUUUUCUGCAGCUGAAGUUGUUUGUUUAUGUUAUUCCACACGGAUAUGUCUUCAUCAAACCCCGAUUUACCAGACAUGGGGGGGAGUGGGACCCAGGCGAGUGGAGCUGUCGUCCCCAAGGGAGCGAACAAGAGGCGGGCAGCGCCUGACUUUGAUGACGACGAGGGAAGCAAGUUGUUUAGAUGUGACGAUGAUACUUCAGGCUCCAACAACGACAAAGAGCGCUUUGCAAGGGAGAACCACAGCGAAAUUGAAAGGCGGAGGAGAAACAAGAUGACAGCGUAUAUCACAGAGUUAUCAGACAUGGUGCCAACCUGCAGCGCUUUGGCGAGAAAACCCGACAAACUGACGAUUCUCCGGAUGGCUGUGUCCCACAUGAAGUCUUUGAGAGGCAGUGGAAGCACCAAUGCAGAUGGGUCCUAUAAGCCCUCAUUUCUCACUGAUCAGGAACUCAAGCACCUUAUUUUGGAGGCAGCAGAUGGCUUCCUCUUUGUGGUGUCCUGUGAGACCGGGCGUAUCGUGUAUGUGUCAGAUUCUCUCACCCCCGUCCUGAACCAGGCUCAAAGCGACUGGCUGGGCUCCUCUCUGUACGAUCAGCUGCACCCUGAUGACAUGGACAAGCUGAGAGAGCAACUGUCCACUGCAGAGAACAACAACACAGGAAGGAUGUUGGAUCUGAAAACAGGAACAGUGAAAAAGGAAAGCCAGCAAUCUUCAGCCAGAAUGACGAUGGGAGCGCGGCGAUCUUUUAUCUGCAGAAUGAGGUGUGGUAACUGUCCUGUGGAGCCCAUGUCAAUGAACAGACUCAACUUUUUAAGAAAUCGAAAUAGGAAUGGUUUGGGAGCAGCCAAAGAAGGAGAGCCUCAUUAUGUUGUAGUUCACUGCACAGGAUACAUCAAAUCCUGGCCCCCUGCUGGAGUUUCGCUAACAGAUGAAGAGGCGGAUAAUAAUCAGGGGAGUCGCUACUGUCUUGUUGCCAUUGGAAGAUUACAGGUGACAUGUUGUCCAGGAGACACUGAUAUCAGUAACAUCUCCGCUCCAGUGGAGUUUAUUUCGCGGCACAACUGUCAAGGUGUUUUUACAUUUGUGGACCAUCGGUGCAUGGCUGCCAUCGGUUACCAGCCCCAGGAUUUACUGGGAAAGAAUAUUCUGGAGAUGGCACAUCCAGAGGACCAGGGUUUAAUUAGAGAUAGUUUUCAACAGGUUUUGAAGCUGAAGGGCCAGGUCCUGUCUGUGAUGUUCAGGUUUCGCGCCAAAUCGAGAGAGUGGAUUUGGAUGAGAACGAGCUCUUUUACAUUUCAAAACCCUUUUUCAGAGGAGAUCGAAUACAUCAUCUGCACCAAUGUCAAUGUCAAGCAGUUACAGCAGCAGCAACAGACGGAGCUUGACGGAGGAGGAAGCAGAGAUGGUUUAUACGAGGCAGGACAGGUCCCUCUAUCACAGAUUCCUGUACAGCCGGUAACAGCAGCAGCUCCAGACCACAGUAAGAGCCUGGAGAAGACAGAACUCUUCUCGCCCAUGUUCCAUAGCCCGGAGCAGAACAAAGUCCUGCCCACCCCCUCUGCACCCCCCAACCAGAUCUACCCCCCGUCUAACAACUACCCCGCACAGCGUCCUGAAGCCUACAAUCGUCCUGUGAGCAUGCCCCCGCAGAUGGCACCGCAGCCGCACUCAGCAGGGCAGAUGUUGGCUCAGAUUUCUCGUCAGAAUGGGCCCCCUCAGACUGUGGCCCCCGGGAAUACCACCCCGGGAGGGUGGCCUGCCCCAGCUGCUGGAGCCAGACCGCAGUUCAAUAACCCUCAGAAAGUGGCUCCACAAGCAGCAAAGACCAUGCCCCCACAGUUUGCUCCCAUUGGAGGAUUUUCAAAUACUUUUAACCAGAUGCCCACCGGGACUGCUCCUACCCAGAACAACAGCGCCCCCUACCCUUCUAUGAACCCACGCGCAACCAUCAACAACAACGGUUACGAUGGCUCCCAGUCCGGACCGCAGUUCCCUUCUCGAGCAGCAGAGGCAGUGUGGCCCCAGUGGCAGGGUCAGCAACACCCACAGGGCAACGCAGAGCAGCACCCGCACGCUCAGGGCAACCAGCAAGAUAUGUUUCCUGAUGUACUGUCAAUGCUGGACCAGCCUACCAACUUCAACAGCGAUGACUUUGAGAUCCCCAUGUACUCUUCAUUUAACGAGUGACAUUAGAAACACUUUUUCUGGUAUUUCUACUCAACGUUUGAGCCCUCACUCUUCCAUAUUUAAUUUAAUGCUUCCUACAAUCCCUCAGAACCGUCUUCUUCUGCUUUGCAUGGCUUGUAUUGCACUGCCAUCUACAGUCACAAAGGGAGAACAAUCCAGGAAGCGCUACUGACAUUUUAACCAUGAGAUUACCCGACUAGCACUGCCCAAAGCUCCAAUACCUGUUUUUAUUUAAUUUAUGAACGCACAAUCACUACUAAACUACACUUGAACUUCCUGCACACGCACACUUUUCUGCUUGGUCCAAAACACACAAGGCCUUUACUCUGUUGUUUCAGGUUUUUCUCAGGCUUAAGUCAUUACUGUCAUUUGGUGAAUAGUUGUACACCAGUUUGGGCCGCACAAUAUAUUUCUGUCUGUGUCAGUAUUGCAGGAUUGGUUAACACAGUUUACAUAUCGCAAUAAGAUUGAUGUAUUUUAAAGACGCUGAGGUUUUCAUUUGACAUUUACUGUUAAAAUGUUAAAGAUGAACUAUGGAACUUUCUUGUCUCCAUGGAGAUGUUAUUGCUUUGCCUGAAAUGUUCUAUGUGUCUACUGUGCAUUUACUCAAUUACAGGUGCUUUUUUUUGCUCUAAAAUAUCAUUACUACUCAUUACUACUCAUCAUUACUUGCUGUCAGCCGGCUCACCUCCAGAUCUGACCUGUCUCCAUGGAAAUAGAUCAAUUAAAUGCUACACUGUGGAACAUUCAGUUAAAGUAAAGCAGGUGGCAGACCUUUCACCAGAAAAUUGACAUAGUGCAUCAAAACAGAGCUUAAAAAAUAUAAAUUUAAAAAUCACAACAUCAUCAAUUAUCAGAUUUUUGUCUCGUAUUGUGCAGCCCGAACUCCAGUAGUUUUAAUUUAUACUCUCAGGAAACUGCAGAGCGCACAAACAAUGCACAACUGUCCUCACUAAUGCCCCUUUUGUUUGACUGGCCUGAGCUGAAGAUGCUGUUUUUCACAUUUACUCUGGCUACAGUUUGUUUUGGUGGACCUAUUUCAGUCGUGUUAAUUUACCUCCUAAAGAAUGUGUAAUAAUUAAAACUAUGUGCUUUAACACAGUCGUUCUCAACUGGUGGAACAAGCCUCAAAAGCAGACAGAUAGUGAAGAUGACCAAGCUUGUAAUGUAAAAAACUUAUUGUGAUGAAGUAAAAAGCGGUUAAAAAGCCCUGAGGCACUCUUUUGUAAUAAAAAAAAAAAGUUCUUUAAUGGUUACAUGGGACAAGUCAAUGUGUUUCUACGUCGGUUUUUGUAAGUUUUUACAUUACAAUCAUGGUCAUCUUCACUAUAUGUGUAAUUUAUACAACAUUUUGACCCUGUUACAGAAAAAAAAAACAUUCACAACAACAAAAAUAUGAAUGAGUUUAGUCUAUUUAAUCAUCAUAAUAAGGUGGACAAUCCAAUUUUUUUUUUUGGCAAAACUCAAUCCCCAUGUACUAAUGGAUUGACAAAAACUAAAGACAAUCAAAAGUAGAUACUUAUUUGAACUGCUAUCAGUAAUAAGAUUAAACAUUAACAUAAUAUAUAUGUUACAAUAGGGUCAAGAGUUUUAGACUGGUCUUAAUUUGUCCAUGUGUUUCAAAAUGAUGACAAAUAAGUUAAAAUGAGAUAAAAUAUAUCUUUAAUACAGCUAAAAUGUUGCUGUAGUGUUGCAAAAAUGUGGAAAUCCAAGAAUAUCAGGACCGCAUAAAUUACAUUAUAUUAAUUUUAUAAUAUUGUGGUUUCAAAAUUGGUAGUAAGCUGCAGUCCCGACCCACCAGCUGAGAACCACUGCUCUAACAUACACUAGUGUUUGCUCUGCCUGUGCUGUUUGUCAUAGUACUCGAUAUGUUUUUCACUUAAAGGUACACUAUGUAACAUUUCUAGAAGAGGGCUUGUCAUCUGCUUUUUUUCAACAAACAGCUUUGCCUCAAAUGUCCCACAGUAUUGCAUUAAUGUUACAUAGUGUACCUUUAAACUACAAGGAUAUAAGUAGUGACUGUGCAAGUAAAAUGGAUGCUUAUUUGACAUUGAGUGGGGGUCAGACUUUUCUUCUUCUAACGCUAAAUCACCCUGUACCAAGUAUGGGACUAUUGCAAGAAAUUUAAUAAGCAAUAAUUAACAAGCAGGAAACGCGUACUUUUAAAGCCAUUCUUUAUUGUGUUUUUAAUGUUAUUUUAAUAAUAUUCUGGUUUUGUGUAGUAAUGUUUCAAUUUUAAUUUUAUGUUGCCCUUUUUACAAUUGGUAUUUAAUGGAUGGUCUAAUCAGGGUAUUCAGGAUUUAAAUGGAAUUGUCUGAGGUAAAACAGUUGUGUUUUUCCGGUUGUUUAAACGGUCAAUAUUACGCGGUUUUCUGAUCUGUGUUAUAAUCUUGUUUCCCUCAUCAAAAACAAACCUGGACUGGAGUUGUGUUUCGUUUCAUUUACAUGUUUAACACUCAAACCUUGCAUGUUCAGGAUGAGCUCUUCUCUCAAACAGAAAACACAUCAAUCAACUUUAUUUUUAGAGCGCUUUUCAUACAAAAAACGCAACACAAAGUGCACAUAAAGGAUUACUCAAACGUAUGAAUAAAACAACACAACUCCAGGUGUGUUUUUUGAGAAGGUAACAACAUUCUAACAUGGCUUGAAGCUCAAAAGAAUAUUUUGAGUAAUAUUGGACCUUUAAAAAAAAUAAUUGUUCUUUUGUAUAAACUUGUCUUUGAUUGAGACCUAGCCAUAAUUUUCCAGCGAGUUUUCUAAUCAAUUUGUAUUAUAAUUGUUGGAGUUUAAUUUUGAAUUGUAAAAUUGUGUGUGGCACUUGCACACUUGUGAUGACAAAUCAUGAAAAUAUGUUUGUAACUGUCCACUUUUCUCCACUUUGUUUUGGAGGCUGCUUUGGUAUCUCUAUAUAUCCUUUUCUUUUCAUUGAUGUCAACCUUUAUCACACAAAUAUAAUAUACUGUAUAUGUUAAAGAAAUGUAAGAAGAGUUGUCUGUUUUUGUAUUAAAUUGUUACAUUGUUAAAUGUG